AUGGACUGUUUAGCGCAGCCGUUACUGGCCCUUCAAAAGAGUCACUUCUUGGCGUCCGCAAACCGCAUUGAAGAUGCCAAAAUCCAGUGCAAACUGACCAUCCUGACGGUCACUACCUUGCUACGAGACAAAGACCAUAAUCAGAUCGACCAGAUCAAGGAGUUGGCACGGUACACCGCCGACUAUUACGAAAAGCUUUAUAAGGAGAAACAGUCUCCACUCCUGGUGAGCGAGAGGAUGUUAUGGUUGGCCUCGAAAGUUCAUGGAUAUAAGUGGUUUCCGGUGCUCACUAUGGGUAACAUCACGUCGAUGGAUAUAGCGCCGUUGGACGCCACUGAAACAGAACUCAAAACGCCUGAUAUGGGCAAAGACUUUCAGGUUGAAUUCAAAGACACUUUUCUGGACUGGUCCACACGGGGCGUGGGAGACUUGUACCAGGACUUACUUCCGAAUUGUUCUUUCGUGCUGUCUUUACUCCUGUUGGUGGAUAUGGGCAUGGAGUCACAUUUGCGAUCACUUGUACGUAAUUAUGACCAGCAAGUCAAGGUGAGCUUACGCUUCAACGGAGCCAUACGGGAAGUUGCACUAACUCUGGUACUACCCCACAUAUUACCACCUUACCAGCAUCGAUGCCUCUAUGUUCGAUCGACCACCAAUGCAGAGCUACGGUGGCCCGCAUAUAUAGAGAAAGCCUUUCUUAUUUGCCUGGGCCAACAUUACGCUUUCAAUGGAUCCAAUAUGGCCCAAGAUACCUAUAUGCUUACCGGAUGGUAUCCAGAGGUACGGAAGAUCAGCGAAGCGAGCAAGAAUGAAUUUAUAGAGCUUUGGAAAUUGAAGGAGAAGGGUGAAGUAACGUUAGGAAUAGGUACUGGUCGCAUGUCUUAUACGCUUGCAUCGCAGUUGGGGGUCAUUUCUACUCAUGACUAUGUUAUCAUUGAAUUCAACGAAGAGACGUCUACAAUGACACUUAAGAACCCGUGGAUUCAACAGAAUUCCUCUGAUAAAGCGGCUGAUCGAAUGCUUGAAGUGGGGAUUUCACUUGCCGGCCAAUUCACCUAUCUUUACGUGAACUGGAAACCAAAAUACAAAUAUUCACAAUCGAUCACCAUGUUUCUUUCUCCAUCGAAGUGGUCCACAUCGUACUUGGGGGAUCGGCCACAGUACUCAUUUACCAACACCACACAAGAAGUACAGAAGGUGGCGAUUUUGGUGGAGCAAUUUAUUGACGACUCUCCUCAACUACCAUUCUGCGUGUCAGUGUUCGAAGCUUGCCACAAGAUCUAUUCGGAGAGUCAGUAUCCCCUCGUUGCGGGAGGAGAAUUCACCAACUCUCGAAUUGAGUUUUUCACCUUCACAGCGCAACCUGGUUCCACAUAUUGUGUUGUUGUUAGGGGACAAGGCACGUUUCCACUGACAUUCUCAUUGCAUGUGUCCCAGGACUUUGCUGAUUUCAGGCUCACGAAGCCAAUACCUAUGUACCCUCACAUUGAAAAAGAAAUUGUUGGAAGCUGGGAGUUUGGAUCUAAUGGAGGCAACUGGAGUCUCGAGUCAUUUGUUGACAAUCCCCAGUACGAUUUGAGAAUCGACUCAGUUACCGAUAUGUUAAUUAUUCUCAAAUCAGCUACCAAUGCGUACAUUAAUUUUCACCUUCUACAUUGUGAUGAGGCUCAAGUUGGUAAAUCACUCCGCAACUUCGACAAGUCGAAGAUUCUAUUUGAUUUCAAGUACGAGAACCAACUCCAAGUGCAAAAGGUUAAGCAUAUUGAGCCCGGCAACUAUCGUCUAGUGAUUUCUGCAUUUACGCCCGACGACAAGGGGGAUUUCGAACUUUUGGUCUAUAACAGUGGUAUACAAGCCUUACACUUAGAGAAGACACCCGGGGCCCUUGGAACGUUCAUGCAAAAGACCCAGUUCGAGUGGAACUUCUCCAAUCGACGGAAGCUAUUUGUCUGUGCUGAGCGGAACCAAACAGAAGUCACUUUCCGUUUCUGCUGCAACAAUGAAGGCACGUCGCCAUCUGCUUAUCGACCAGCACUUCGGGCUUCCAUUUUCGACUCAUCCAAUGGAGAAGGAGUGGUGGUGACCAACCAGUGGAACGACUGCAUCUAUGGGGUGUAUUUAGAUUGCACGCUUCCAAAAGCAGCAAAUGACUACAUAUUGCUAGUGGAGCGAUUUGAGACGGGAAGUGGCGUUUGCCGAGUUACGGUGGGCAGCAGUGGACGAGUGACAAUUACUGGAGAAUUGUGA
Messenger RNA from Sungouiella intermedia, 2247 nucleotides. The record is from the annotation of a GenBank genome assembly. Lineage: Eukaryota; Fungi; Ascomycota; Pichiomycetes; Serinales; Metschnikowiaceae.